AGUCACGAGGUAUAAAGCCACUUAAAUGAGUGUGGUACCACGGUGGGAAGAGAUUUGGCUAUUUCUUGUGUGCAGGUGCUGAGUGAGAAGGUAGUUGCAGUUCAUCUGGUGUAAUUUACAUGCUCUGUAAGCUCAGCUCCAUUUUGAAAGGAACGGCUGGAGGGAAAAGUGCUUGUCCAUAGGGGUUGUUUUCCAGAAUGCUUGGAAAACAGGAGAAGUAGGAAAAUAGUUACUGAUUUGCCUCACUUUUGUCUCUCCUUUUACUCUUAAACAGUCUUACAGAAAUUUAAGAAAUUAAAAUCAGCAGUUCUGGCUGGACAAAAUUCUAUAAUAUUGCUGUUAGGUCCUCACCAAAUACUGCAGGAUAACUGCGAUUCCAAAUGUACUCCUGUUCCUAUUCAAUCUCCUUUGCAUUUAGUUGUGAAUUGACUGUAGAUCUGCUUUGUCUGGGAAGUCUGGCUACAGUUUUUAAUGCAAAUAAAACAUCUUUGGUGACUGCAGGAUGUCUUGUUUACUUAGGCCUCCGCAUAAGAGUUGCUCAAGUCUCUUGGAACUGGAAGAUGUAAAACUUAGAUCCCAGAUUAAUAAGGUUAAAUUAGUAAAAUUCUAAUUGUGAGUUUGGAAAGUUAAACCCAUGAAUCCUCAUGUGAUCACUUUUCUCUACGUGCUUGUGUUAGGGGAGGGCAGGACUGCAGUGCCAGUGUGCUAUUCGGCAGCCUCUGCUGCUGUCCUCGUGUUGCCGCCUUGCACAGCUGGAUAGGAAAGCCUUCUAGGGGAUGGAUUCCUGAGUUAACAUGAUUCUGUGGAACAAAAUAGGCUUUAAAAGCGGCUGGUACACGACUAUUGCAUCCUUUGCUUUCAUAGAGUGCCUCUACUAGAAGACUGUAUUUCCAUGGGAGCAAAUAGUAGUGGUAACACCAGUCUCUAUUUUGGAGGUAGGAACUUGCUUUCCUACGGUGGCAACGGCAAGGCAGGGAGUCUGCUCUUAAGAGCUGAAAGGGAGAUGGCGAUUGCUUCUCAUCUGUAGCUUUUGCUCGCUCCUGAGCACAGUAGAUGAUGCGUGAUUCCGCAUUCUCCUUGAGAAAUAUAGUCACAAUGUUGGUCUUUAUGCAACAGUAAAAGUCACAGGUCUGCCAUUACUGUGAGACCAAGGGGAGAAUCGGUCUGUACUUUUGCCUUUUAAGGAGGUAGCCUGUGUGGACUGUGUUUCAUUUUACCUGUGGUUCUCACCCCUAAAGGUUUUCAGGCAUUACCUCUGUAUUGCUUUAAUGCUUCUCUUUACAGUAACAAGAAUCGCCUCUUCUGGUUCUACUGGCAGGCAAAGACUGUGCUUUAAACUGUGCAGAGAGGUACACACCUGGCUGGAGGCGCUCUCUUUGAAGGCUAUGAAUAGAAAGCUUUUCAUAACGCUGCUCGGUACGCUGUCAUUCUGCCUAUGAAUAUUUCAGUUGUGAACUGCAAAAAAACAGUUCAGCAUCACUUCUCCAAGAGCUGGUAGCUGUCAGGAUUUUGCCGGGAGAGUAGGGCUGCGUCAUGGUAGCUGUGGGUUUUUACUCGCCUUUUCCUACUGUUCUGCUCUUGCUGCUGACGGUCGCUGUUAGCCGUUCCUUGGGAUUGAAGUGCAAAGAACAUGAAUAUCGUUCCGGUGAAAAAUGCUGCAAGUACUGCGCCCCAGGCGAAAGAAUGAGGAACCGCUGCACUGCAACUACAGACACAGUUUGUGCCCCCUGCCAAGAUGAAUACUUCAGUAGUGAGCACAACCACAGCUUCUGCAAGAGCUGUACAAUCUGCAACACUUGGAAGGGGAGCAGGGAAGUGAAGAAGUGUGAGAAGACGUCUGACAGAAUUUGCAGUUGUGUUCCAGGUUACAUGCCAGAAGAAGGAUACGCACUGGGAAGCGUAUGUUCACCAUGUCCUGAAGGGUUUUAUUCCAUGGGAGGAAAUGAGAACUGUCGACCUUGGACCAACUGCAGCGUUCUUGGCAAAACUACUCUUCAACCAGGGACAAAAACAAGUGAUGCUUUUUGCAGCAACCAUGUCACCCAGCCAGCAACCCCUCAGAGUGCAACCCCUGCUUUGAAUCUUUCCACCACUGACCGCAAGAAUAACACAGCGACUGCAUUGUUCUCACCAUCCAGACCUAGUGUGAUUCCUUCCCCUUGCCUGGAUAAGAACACUCCCACAGAGACUAACUGGGGGUCUUUAUCACUCAUUCUUAUUUGUCUGAUAUUGCUCAUGGUGAGUGGAAUGUCAAUCCUCCUGCUGAUUAUCCAAGCAGCCAAAAAAGAGACCAAGAGGAAAAACAACAAUCACGGAGAAAGGAGCUUUCGAAUUCCUGUCCAGGAAGAACAAAUUGACUCCAAUUCUAGUCUCAUCAAAAACUGACUGCACGUUAUGUUAUGGUUUCCUGCAUUUCUGAGCCGAUCAAUUGUAACGAGUAAUGUGAUGGGACAUUGUGUGGCUAUACGUGUGGGAGUGUGUAACUCUUCAAUUGCCCUUGGGUUCCUCUGGAUCUUGUUGAGUGGGCCCUUUCUCGUUAGGACCCAUGGGAGUAGCUGGUUUUGGUGGAAUCAUGCGAUUCCUUCCCUUGAGCUGAUAAUCCUCUGUGCAUUUCUAGCCAAUUCUCUGUGUAGUGAUAGGAAAUUGUCUUUGGAUUGAAGAAAGUGUUAAUGAAGCUGUAAGAGCUCAUCAUUGAGCAGACAGAAAACCAGGGAAAUCAAAAGACCUGCUUUACAGCCUUCUGGGAUGCUAGGCAGAGUGCCUCUCUCUUUUCAGUGUUUCAGUCUAGUUCCCAAAUGAAUUAUCCUCACUUUAGGUGUGGCGAAUCUCCCUUGCUGAACCUAGCCAGCUUCUUUUGUGCUUCCAUUUUUACAAGUUAUUUCUUCUUGGUCAAAUGUCAUAUGUCAGAUGUGCCUCCAAAGAGAAUUGUGAGUGCUAGAAAAUAGCCUUUGCUGUAAUUUAAAUACCUCAGUGUAAAAUUUCAAGAAGAGAUGAACUUGGAAGUUAGAUGAGGUGUUUUUCUCAUCAAAUAUAACUCCUUAGUAGGUAACUCAUUAGACAGGUAUUUUAUAUACACAGUACCAAAGCGUAUACCAAAAUAUGCAACAGGAAAUGUAUUAAAGAAUACAGAUGGUGUUUAGAAACAUGUUUUUAAACAUAAGUUUUCUUAUAUGUUAUACAUAUGGUGUACUUAGCAAUAUUUUCCUAUUUUGAAGUACAUAUACAAUGUAUACAAACAUUUGUGUUAUAUACGAAGUGUGAUAGUGACUUUUUGAAAUAAAUUAUAGUGACAGCUAGACACACAUGUAUGAUGUGUAUAAUUGGAGAGUACAAAUGAGUGAAAAGUUAUUCAAGUGUGUGUAACUCUCACAGAAAGCAGGAUCACCAGAUGGUCAGCCCUACGGCUUAGCAGGCUUUGAGUUCUCCUGCUGCCUCGUUCCUAGUUUUCUGUGGCUUAGCAGGCUUUGGGUUCUCCUGCUGCCUUGCCCCUGGCUUUCUGUGCCACUUGGGAAGGCGGUGCGUAGUGGUUCUCUCUGUAAAGCUGGCUUGGCAGCAGCGCUGACCUGACGGCUGCUGGGACCUUCAAAAUAGCAAGGCUCAGCUCCUUCAAAAACACAGAGCCCAUGUUGUGAAGGCAGAGGUCUUGGAGAGCAUGCUGUGACCUAAAUUGUGUCAUCUUGAAGGCAUUCCAGGGAAUGAGCACCCAACGAGUUCUUGGAAAUGAUGCUUAUCAGGUUCGUAGGCUGCGCUUCAGGAGCACACAAGCCUGUGACUGUAAGUGAGGAGGUGCAGAUAACUAAUGAGCUCUCUGAGGUUGUGGGUUAUCUGACAAAACCCCAGCCCGCAGGAGCAGAUGAGCUGUGGGCUUGACAGAAGUGCUGCUGUGGCAGCACAGCUCCUCUGUGGUGCGGGCUCAUCACCUCUUUCCACGAAUUCUACUUGUUUUCUGCCCUCUGGCUACCUGCACAGGAAAACGCCAGCGUACACUGUGUUCUUACGCUUCCUACAGCUUCCCGGUCAGGAGAUUUCCUGCAAAUUAGGGCAUGGGUUCCCUCUGGCUGAGGAAGAAACCAAUCCUGGCCCUGCAAGUGCGUGGGGAGCUGAGGACAACUUGCAUUUGCUCCCCAGCAUCUGAGAAACUACAGACAGACAAUUCAGCGUGCUGUGUGGCUGAAGGCCGCCUGCAAGAGCAAACCCUGGGCGGCUGUAAUUGUUGGGUGUUGUGGUAGGGAAUACCUGUGAGCAGGUCCGUGCUGCUGUAGAGCUGUAUCCACUGCCGUACUGGGAUGUAUAAUCCUAUCAGCAGAGUUAGACCAUAAUAACAUUUGUUAGGAUUGGAGGCAUUUAUGAUUUGAUUUCUUUGAGGGUUUACGUGUUGGUAGAUUGCCAGUUUAAAUAAACGAAUAUAGAUAUUUCACUCUUAAUAAAGGAACAACUGUUUUUUUUAAGUGCCAUGUUCAGUCUCGUCACUCUUUGGUGAAAAGCUCGCAUGGAUUUUUUGUUCCAAUCCUCAGAAGUAGCAGAAAGUAGAUAAAAAUAGGUAAGACAAUCAUGAACAAAUUGGCACUGACUUCUGCCCACGCUUGUCUUCCUACGUGCCAGAAAUGAAACUUUCCCUUCUCAAAGGUCCGGGUCUGUGUCACAGAGUAAGUUCCUGUUUUUCAGUCACUCAGAUUUCCCCUUUUUCAGACACUUGAGAUGCUGAGUUGUGCAGCUUCAUCUGAGCUGAUAAAGGUAGGGCUGGACAGGAAAUUUUUUCCAGUGGAGAGCAGAAAGCUGAGGUGUCGAAUUUUCUUUUACUCCACAACCCAGUGCUAACUCUGGUUUUGGUGUGAACCUGGUAAACCUGUACGAUUUGUUAAUUCGAUGCAUCUUGGUUGCCGUAGAGCCACGAUUCAGGAAGCCACUUGAGCACGUGCAAAACCAUCUGCAUGAAUAUUGCUGCUAAAAUUUGGCUUCUUGGUUUAAGAAUCCUCUGGAAAAACUGAUUAAUAAUUCCAGUAUUUUGUAUUUCUGGAUGAGAAUAAUGCCAUUUUUCCUUAAUUUAACUUUUUUUCCCCAGCACUAGCUGUGAGUUUCGGACCCCGUGGCCUGCCCCUUACGCUGUUUGUAAUGAGCUGCAGUCCAAGGUUAGGUCAAGUUACUACAAAGAAAUAGGAAGAAAACCACCCAAUAAAAACAACUCGGCUUGUCUUUGCGAUUUCUACCUGCGAUAUUUCUUUCUCUCUUACCUGCAAGUCUAUCACACGUGGCUGCCAAGGGUAUCAACAAAUCUAUUUGUGUAAAUUGGAGAUUUGUUUUGCUUUCAGUUUUAGAACAAGAACAGAUGGCACUGAGGAGCCACAUGGGAAAAAAUAUAUAAAAGCGCUGGAUUUGCCAUUC
Molecule: messenger RNA, 5382 nt
Organism: Cuculus canorus (common cuckoo)
Lineage: Eukaryota; Metazoa; Chordata; Aves; Cuculiformes; Cuculidae
Gene: TNFRSF4
Product: TNF receptor superfamily member 4
Exons: 8
Coding region: 1534-2385 (283 amino acids)
Biological process (GO): inflammatory response
Molecular function (GO): tumor necrosis factor receptor activity; protein binding
Source: RefSeq, a predicted model, not a curated record